UUUAACAAUAUUUUUUGUCUAAGUUUCAAUUUUUUAAAAUUUUUAUUAUUUUUAACUUUAACUUUUGAAACCUGGAAAAUGGCAAAUUUUUGACGAAUUUGAAUCAGUGACUGACUUUUUUCUAUGAGUUAGUUAGAUUUUACUAAUGAUCGAAUUAGUGAAAAAAAAUUUUUUAUUAAUAGAUCAGAGAAAAAUUUAAUGAAAUGAUUUUAGAAAUUUAAACCCUUUAUUGGAUGACCAAAUAAAAAUAAAUAAAUAAAUUUAUGAAUUUAAUUUUAUUUCUGGAUUUUAUAAAAUUGGUUUUUACCAAAAAAAUUCUGCAAAAAUUACAUUUUUUAUCCUGGAAAACCUGGAAAAGUCAGGGAAUUGUGAUAACGGAAAAGCGUGGCAACCCUGUGGAGACACGUAAAAAAAUCAUUUUAGACCUCAGCUUUAUUUCAGCUAUACAAUCUUUAAGCUAUACAAUCCUAUUUGAAUACUUUAUUUCGUGAUGAAAAAACCUCUUUUCAAUUUUUUAAGUUGGUGAACUGGAUGUGGAGAAAAUAAUUUUUUCUAUUUAAAACUACAAAAAAUUCAAAUUCUAAACUAAUUUAACCUAAAAUUGUAAAUGAUUUAAACGUUAGCACAAUGGAGGAUAAAAAACUAUUAAAACUUCUUGCUGGUGAACUGGAAAAAGAAAAAGUUAUUUAUGAUAAAACAUUUUCGGGUAUUCCCCGUUAUGGCAAUCGAAACCGACAUGUCGAGGAAGCUUUUGAAAAAAUUACGAAACGUAUUCAAGAGAAAGACGACAGUUACUUUUGGUUAAAAGCCGGCGGAGUAGAAGAAUUAUGGGAAAAAGUCAGAUAUAACUACAGUAGACUUUCAAGGAAGGAGUCUAAAUCAUUGAACGAUUCACAAUUUCUUGAAACAUUUUCGUUUCUAAGAAACUACAUACAAAACCGGGAAAAGAACCAAGUAGUGGAUUCAUUUUUAAAAAACAAUUUUAUGUUUAUUUUAUAAUUUCAUGUUUCAUUUCACUUAAAAUACGUUCUUCAAUAACUUCUGAAAUAAUUAUUUUUCUUUUUGUUAAAACAUGGAAUGCGUUAUAUAUUUUAAAUUCUCAUUUAUAAAAAUUACAAGUUUUCAUUAUAUUGUUAUGAUUUCUUGAAAAUAAAUUAUAAUUUCAUCCUUUAAAAAA
Messenger RNA from Leptopilina boulardi, 1177 nucleotides. RefSeq lists its product as uncharacterized. The transcript has 2 exons. NCBI's taxonomy places the organism in Eukaryota, Metazoa, Arthropoda, Insecta, Hymenoptera, Figitidae. The record is from RefSeq and is a predicted model, not a curated record. Bases 628 to 999 code for a protein of 123 amino acids.